UGGGUAGCUUGCUCGUCUUCUCGUGUACACGCAGCUCCCGUUCGCUCUUGGGCUACAGUCAUUCGUUUUUUUCCUACCAACUUUGCCAUCUGCGUACCUACUAUUACAUUUAAUACAACCCUUCGUCUUCACCAUGCGCACCGGACUUCUUUCAGCCAGUUUGGCCAUGGCCGUUGGCGUUAGCGCCCUCCCGUCGCCCCAAGUAAUGGCAGGAUCGCUGCCAGAACUGGCGGCAAAAUUAUCCGGUGAAGCAAGCACCUUGCUGACAGACUUGAUCAACGGCGUGGCUAAGGCGCUGCCUGCUGAGGCUUUCAAGACGCAAUAUUCACACACGCCGGUGCCCAUCGAGGAGGCCAGGGCUGCUUUGGAGCAUUACACUUUCAACAUGAGCGAGGUGAUCGGCUCCGGGAAAUAUGACAAGCGCCAGAGCGCCCAAAGAUGCGCAAACCCCACGAUCUACAUAGAAUGGGACCGAUCCAACGAUGAUCAGAGGCAAAAAUACUUCGAUGCCUUCAAGUGCUUGAUGAGCCGCCCUCCCUCUGGUCAAUUUGCCGCCUCUAAAAGCCGAUACGAAGACUUGACAGCCCUGCACCAGACUCUCACGCCCAACGUCCACGACAAUGGCAAGUUUCUUCCCUGGCACAGGGCUUUUAUUCAACUUCUGCGCCGCCUCAUGCACGAUGAAUGUGGGUACAAUGGACCCAUGAUUUGGUUCGACGAAACGCGCUAUGCUGGCCGCUUCGCGCAAUCCUCUCUGUUCAGCUCCAAAUGGCUUGGAAGCCUCGGAAUCAACGGUCGGUGUGUAACGGAUGGCCAAUUCGCCAAUCUUAUAUGCAAUGUCGGUCCCGGCACAUCUGACCAGCCUCAUUGUCUAUCGCGCAACGGCGACGGCUCGGUCACCAAGAACUGCAACCAAGAAUACGUCGACAUUUGCAACCAGUACCCCGACUGGGCUGGAAUGACCAGAUGUUCCUUCUCUGGUGUCCACGGCUUCGGCCACAAUGGAAUCGGAGGUCCCAUGGCGGAUGUACAGGCCUCUCCUUGUGAACCAUUCUUCUACUUCCACCAUCACUUCAUCGACCGCAAUGCACGCAUCUACACUAACAGCAACCCACAAUGGCUCUCGCAAACGAACGGAGUCGACGCCUUCGGCAACGCUCUCACUCUCGACACCAAGGUCAACACCAUGGGAAUGAUGCCAGAUCUCACCAUCCGGGACCUCCUCGAUACUCAAAGCGUGCCGCUCUGCUACAGAUACGACUACUAAAUUUCCCUUUGUCUUGUCUCAUGCCUUGCUGUGCGUCUUUGGGCGUCUCUCUCGACUCCAUUCCACAAGCAAGCUGUUUUUUUUUCCAAAUUUGUUUUAAAAUAACUAUAGUUUUACACCCUGUGUAUACAUUUUACUCUUCUUCUAUGCCUCCUUUUUUGGCUUGUAAAAUGAUACAAAUCGCGCCGAAUGCGCCAUGAUGAAGUGAAGUGAAAAAAUGGUUGCUGUCGUCCAGGCAGCACAGUGUUUGAUUGUGGAAGAUUUGAUACCAAUGACUUGGGACCGUGUAAGGAUGCGCUUGAUUACUGUUCUUAGUGUUUUUGAAAUGUCGGUUAUGGUGAAGCCUUGAGAGGAACACAACUCGUUGCGCGCCAGAGAUUUUUGAGAUAACCAGCGAAUACGAAAUCCUCGUCCCG
Messenger RNA from Bipolaris maydis ATCC 48331, 1683 nucleotides. RefSeq lists its product as uncharacterized. NCBI's taxonomy places the organism in Eukaryota, Fungi, Ascomycota, Dothideomycetes, Pleosporales, Pleosporaceae. Gene Ontology annotation, molecular function: oxidoreductase activity. The record is from RefSeq and is a predicted model, not a curated record.